AUGUCCGCAAGGUUUACUCUGUAUGGCCAGUCUUUACUACGUAAUGCAAAUGGGGUCAAUUUUUUGGAUCAGGAUCGCCAUUGGGGACGUGACUGGAUAUAUCCUCCUAGAUCUAUUGCACCACCAGAUGUCAUAAAUGGUUCACCAUCCAAUAUUGGUACCCCAAUGGAGUCAAGUUCCAAUACUCCUCAGCCUUCUAUUUAUAACUUUCAAAUCAAAACUUGGGUAAUCAAGCCAAAUGUUGAUCUUGUGGAAGACGGUACUGAUGUUGAUUUUUUACAUCUUUCAGAAUUUGAAUACUUCAAAGAGGGCAACAAUAAUCAUGAGGUGAAGCAAAAUGAAGAUACACCUGGUGGCUUAACGGAAGCAGAUAUCAGAGGGGCAGUUGGCGGAGUGGGUCAAAUAGGAUUCGGCAUUGGUUUCGUCGAACACAUUGGGAUGACACUAUGGGAUCAGUUCAAAGCUGGCACAGGCAAAGAAGUUAGUUCAGCACCUAUUGAGAGGACCCUACUAAUCCUUGGAGGAUCAUCAUUUGAGCACGUUCAAUUGAUAAAUCAUUUGAAAGAAUCCACCAAAAGUGAGAUAGGGAAUUUCAGCGAUGUUAGGGAGAGUCAAACUUCUCCAAUUGGGUUUCACUUCGUUGAAUUCAGAGACGAAGAACAUGUAUUGACAGCAAUUGUUAACAUACACACCAUUACAGAUACUUGUAUUCAUCGAGCUGAAGAUCUAAUAAACAAGUUCGCCAGCAAUAAAAAUACAGUGGCAUUAAUUCUCUUGGACAGCAAUAAACUUCUCAAUCAAAUAUUGGACAACAAUGACACUCUUGCAUUGGAUGCACUCCCUCAUUGGAUAUAUAUACUUAAUAAAGGUUUUGGUUCCAAAUUGCCAAAAGCAGAGUCGAGAUUACUGGACAAAGAGGCCGAAUGUCAGCACAAACUGGUACCAAGAAAUACUGCACAUGAAAGAGCAUUGUGGUUGGAACUAAGGGUAGUCAUUGUUGUAUUUUCCGCUGAAAUUUUGGAUUAUAUGACGAAUACAAAAGUUCUUGUACACAACAGAACAAUAGACACUCUUCAACAGACGCUGCGACUGAUUUCAAUGUACCACGGAUCCUCUCUAUACUAUUGGAAUUCUUUAUCUACUAGCGAGGUUCUUCAAGGGCACAUCUUUCAUAUUAUGGGCAUACAUAGUGCUACUGCGUAUGACUCUGCCAUUUUUGAUAGCCUUUCAUCGAUAUUUAUCCCGUAUGGAUGGGAUUCAAUUAACAAAAUUGUAGCUAUUGAUAAGACCCGAAAUAUUCAAGAUUUCAACACCUGUUGGAAGGAAAGAUUGGUUGCGCCAGGCUCCCAAACAAGUAUUACUCUCAACAGCAGGAUGCACUUUUCCAUCCUGCAGGACUACAAGAAAUUUCUUAAAAAAAGGUGUCAAUAUACAAAUCUUAAACCCUAA
This is a messenger RNA of Komagataella phaffii GS115, 1449 nucleotides long. RefSeq lists its product as hypothetical. NCBI's taxonomy places the organism in Eukaryota, Fungi, Ascomycota, Pichiomycetes, Pichiales, Pichiaceae. The record is from RefSeq and is a predicted model, not a curated record. The coding region runs from base 1 to 1449 and encodes 482 amino acids. Gene Ontology annotation, biological process: chromatin remodeling. The transcript has 2 exons. Gene Ontology annotation, cellular component: RSC-type complex; nucleus; SWI/SNF complex.